Messenger RNA from Purpureocillium lilacinum, 1056 nucleotides. RefSeq lists its product as uncharacterized. NCBI's taxonomy places the organism in Eukaryota, Fungi, Ascomycota, Sordariomycetes, Hypocreales, Ophiocordycipitaceae. The record is from RefSeq and is a predicted model, not a curated record.
AUGCUCGAGCCUCAGGCGAGGGCAAGGCCGCACGAGUACAGCAGCGCUUACGGCCACUCGCGCACCCGAACCACCUCGUCGAACAUUCUACCAGCUCAGGGCCAGCCACAGGUCCUCGGAGGCAACAUGUCUCUGCACGUUGCCCAGCCAAACCCGGCGGCAUCCUACUCGCGCCGCUCGCCUUCAGUGAACACCUUCAGUACAUCCUCGAGCAUUCCUCCUCCCGCCGCCUACCGCAACUCCUCGUCCACCGACCUGCGACGCUCCAUUUCUAGCCGCUCCGGAGGAACCAUCACCCAGCCGUCAGGGUAUGUCGCCUUGUUGCGGAAACAAAAGGCGACCGUAUGGUGCGAUCGGGCGCAGUACGAGGACCCCCGCCUGGCUGCCCAACAAAGAGCCGCCAAGAUGCGAGCCAACCUCGAGGUUGUCGGAGGUCCCCGCGGCGCCGCCGGAAGCCGUACUAACACCGGCAUCAGCGCCACCGGCAAGGUCGCCGCCAAGAUUCGGCAUCACGGCAAGACGCCCGUCGUUGGAUACGCACCGGGCGAGAACCACGUUGGAGUAGGAGGAGUGCCCAUGCGACUUAGUGCCACCGAGGUCGAGGGUGAGAGCAGCGACGACGACGACGGUCAGAUUGCGUCUCGAUUGCACCACCGUAGGACGGGAAGCAGCGGGCGCAGCAGCACUGGCAGCGGACGUCGAAACGUACCCUACAGAGCGUCUGGUGCCCUCGGCACACAGGGUAGCCAACGCUGGAGCCCGGGAGACACGCCAGAGCGAUCUGGCAGCCUCGUGGCCGAAGAGACGGCCAAGCCGGUUGACGAUGCGGCCAGCGCAAAGGCCCACAGCUCCAAGAGUGGCAGCAGCGCCGAGCGAGCGGACAAUGUCGGCGAGCUGGGCAACGCCCCGAGACUGGCCAGCAACUCGCUCAUGCACUCGGCUCUGACCCGCGAGAAGAGCGUCAAGAGCCCGGAGGAAUUGAAGAGACGCGGCAGCGUCGACGAGCGAACGGCCACCCUCACGUCUGGCCGCCUCUUCAUCGCCAACCCCGAUUAA